UCUGAAUGUUCCAGAAGACUCGAGCCGUAUUGUUUGCAUCACUCCUGGCACUUGCAGAACUAAAAAAAGGGCCAUCUAAUUUCGGCUGUAGUGUUCCUAUCGGGGCCGCUGCCGUUAAUCUCUCUCGAGCUGUCACAGACGUCAUCGAGGUACUCGUAUUGCUGUCAGAUAUAUUCAGCCAAGCCAGUACCUCCGUAAUACUGCCAGUAAUAUUGGCAUGUGCUCGGCCACCAGUCUAGCCUGUGAUGCGGCAGCUUUUGGUUCCGGGCG
Molecule: messenger RNA, 270 nt
Organism: Trichoderma harzianum CBS 226.95
Lineage: Eukaryota; Fungi; Ascomycota; Sordariomycetes; Hypocreales; Hypocreaceae
Exons: 1
Coding region: 6-239 (77 amino acids)
Source: RefSeq, a predicted model, not a curated record